CUUGGUAAGUUAAGUCACGUGUCGGGUGUCGGGCAAUUUUUGGCUGACAGAUGACAGGUGUAAUUUAUUUGUUUAUUAUUAAACGGUCAUAAUUAAAGACGAAAAAUUAAAAUUAUAACGAAAAUGGCAAGCAACGAAUCUUCCACAGGCAAUUCUGAAUCAGAUUUACAAACUCUUGCCUCAAUGUUUCAAGAAGGUUUAGAUUUGUAUAACAAUUUAGGAAAAAUUGAUGAGCCUACAAAUAGCCCUUUGGUGCAGUCCAAUAUUAAAAAAGCUAUACAUAUAUUUGAAAAUGCAACUCGCCUUGUAUCACUGGCUGGAAUGUUUAGUUCAAACGAAAGUGUCGAUGAAAUAGCCACAGAAGAUUUACAAUACAUGUUAUUACCCGCUCUUUUAGGGGCAUUAUGUUUGAAACUCACUUCUAGAGAUCGAAAUGAUAUCACCCAAGUUUCCGAAGUGUAUUACAAAGACUUUCUUCAGAGGUGCAGUGACUAUGGAUUACACGAGUUGAAACAAGACGAACCCGCCAUGAAAAAUUUAAGUUUGUGUGAUUCUAAAGUGCCAGAUGCAGAUACGAUUAAAACUUUUGUGAUUACAAGGGCACAGAAAAUCCAGAGAUUUAAAGAACAAAAGGAAUUGAAGUCUAAAUUGGAAGAUUUGAAAAAAAAUUUGGCAAAUGCGGAUGAAGAUUCGAAACGCGAAUAUUUUCUUACCAUGAUCAAAUUGUUUAUAUUCGAAGCAGUCGAUGAGUUAAGCUGUAUAGAAGCCGAGAAGCAAAUCUUAGAGAUCCGUGCUAAUAUGGUUAAAGAGGAUCAGCCGAAACCUAAAAGACCACCACCUCCUCCACUAAAGCCGGUGAUUAUCACUCGUGACAGUGUGCAGAAAGCGGUUUUCGGAGCAGGUUAUCCUUCAUUACCCGUGAUGUCGGUGCAGGAAUUUUACGAAAAGCGUGUCGCCGAUGGAAUAUUUCCUGAUCCUAGUGUAGCUAGCGAAAAACCUUUCUGCCUUCAAAACGCCACCCCUGACGAUAUUGCACUGAGAGAUGAACACGAGGCAGCGGAAGCCGAAAAGAAAGUUGAGCAAGAUGACGAGGAUGAGCUUGCACGGCUGCGACGGAGAGACGAAUUUAAGGAUGAACACCGUCGGGGAUGGGGUAACCGUAUGAAUCGUAGUUAAAUGUUCUGCGACAGAGACAGAUUAAUAGAUAAAUUUAAAAGGUACCUGUACGAAGCUGUAUGUAUUGUGUACGUUUUCCUACAUGGGGUGUAAUAUUUUGCAUGGUCGGUGACACUCUAAUAACUGUGUGUACAUCUUUAUAAGAAAGGGUCUGUAAAUUCAAAACUGUUUACAAUGUUAAGAUUAGGUGUUAGUUCAUUUUGAAUUUUCCUGAUCGUUUAUUAUGUAAAAGUAGCAAAAGGAAAGAUCAUUUAGAAUGCAUGUUGA
This is a messenger RNA of Photinus pyralis (common eastern firefly), 1443 nucleotides long. RefSeq names its product immunoglobulin-binding protein 1-like. The coding region runs from base 124 to 1176 and encodes 350 amino acids. Gene Ontology annotation, biological process: regulation of signal transduction; regulation of dephosphorylation. NCBI's taxonomy places the organism in Eukaryota, Metazoa, Arthropoda, Insecta, Coleoptera, Lampyridae. The record is from RefSeq and is a predicted model, not a curated record. Gene Ontology annotation, cellular component: cytosol. The transcript has 2 exons. Gene Ontology annotation, molecular function: protein phosphatase 2A binding.